AUGUCACGGUUACCAGACAAAGCGUUUGCCGAAAAAGUUGUGAAAAAUCGAAGGUUCCAAAUCAUGAACAUCUGGCGCCCUUUGGAACCAAUCUAUAAAGACCCAUUCGCAGUAACCGACGCUCGAUCAAUACCAGAUUCCGACUUGGUUGCCCUCCCCGUAAUCGCCGGAGAUUACACUGAAGAAAGCUGGGCUGCAGAGCCCAAUCCUGCUCAUCGAUGGUACUUCAAGUUCGCUCAGAAACCAGAUGAGGUCUUGAUGUUCAAAUGUUUUGACUCUGGUAAGAAUAAGGACAUCGCCCGUAGAGUACUUCAUGCUGCGUUUACGGACGGGGCUCAAGAGCAUAUGCCCUCAUGA
Messenger RNA from Colletotrichum siamense, 357 nucleotides. RefSeq names its product Hydroxylase/desaturase asaB (gene asaB-2). The transcript is spliced from 2 exons. The record is from RefSeq and is a predicted model, not a curated record. Bases 1 to 357 code for a protein of 118 amino acids. NCBI's taxonomy places the organism in Eukaryota, Fungi, Ascomycota, Sordariomycetes, Glomerellales, Glomerellaceae. Gene Ontology annotation, molecular function: oxidoreductase activity.